AAGUCAUCGGAAAAAAUGAUUAGUUUGCAACAGAGUCUUAUGGAUAUUUUCGUAAUUCUUGAUGACUUUUUAGAUGAGGAGACGGAAGUUCUAAAACCAAAAAUUGAAAAUAUUAAAACAACGUUGCUCAGUGACUAUGAUUAUAUUGAAAAAAAAGAUGGACCCCUCUUAACGGCUGUAAUAAAUGGAAAGAUUAAAGUUGUUUCCCAAAAUAUCUUAACUACUAUUGAAGAAGUGAAACAAUUGAAUGAAGGACACGCCCAAAAGGAACAGGACGAGAAGCGAGAAGAAAGCCAAGAGGAGGAGGUUAAGGACUCUGAAGCCAAGCCUAAGAAAGCGAAGGUUUUGGAGAAGAAAUCAAUCGAAGAAGAGAAACUUGAAGACAAGAAUGAAAAACAGACGGAGUCCGGUAUUGAUAAAAAAUCUCAAAAGGCUAAGGUGUCCGAAACUGCCUCCGAAAAGAUUACUGAUGAGAAGCCACAAGAAAGCCAAAAGAAGGAGGUGUCUGAAGACAAGCCUAAGAAAACGAAGGUUUUGGCGAAGAAAUCAAUCGAAGAAGAGACCCUGGAUGAAAAUAAGGAAAAACAGACGGAGUCCGCUAUCGAUAACAAAUCCCAAAAGGCUCAGGUGUCGGAAACUGUUUCCGAAAAGAUUACUAAUGUGAAGGCAGAAGAAAGCCAACAGGAGGAGAUUAAGGACAUUGAAGCCAAGCCUAAGAAAGCGAAGGUUUUGGAGAAGAAAUCAAUCGAAGAGGAGAAACUUGGAGACAAGAAAGAAAAACAGACGGAGUCCGCUAUUGAUAAAAAAUCCCAAAAGGCUGAGGUGUCCGAAAUUGUCUCCGAAAAGAUUACUGAUGAGACGGCAGAAGAAAGCCAAAAGGAGGAGGUUAAGGACUCUGAAGCCAAACCUAAGAAAGCGAAGAUUUUGGAGAAAAAAUCAGUCGAAGAAGAGAAACUUGAAGACAAGAAAGAAAAACAGACGGAGUCCGCUAUUGAUAAAAAAUCCCAAAAGGCUGAGGUGUCCGAAACUGUCUCCGAAAAGAUUACUGAUGAGAAGCCACAAGAAAGCCAAAAGGAGGAGGUGUCUGAAGACAAGCCUAAGAAAACGAAGGUUUUGGCGAAGAAACCAAUCGAAGAAGAGACACUGGAUGAAAAGAAGGAAAAACAGACGGAGACCGCUAUCGAUAACAAAUCCCAAAAGGCUCAGGUGUCGGAAACUGUUUCCGAAAAGAUUACUAAUGUGAAGGCAGAAGAAAGCCAACAGGAGGAGAUUAAGGACAUUGAAGCCAAGCCUAAGAAAGCGAAGGUUUUGGAGAAGAAAUCAAUCGAAGAGGAGAAACUUGGAGACAAGAAAGAAAAACAGACGGAGUCCGCUAUUGAUAAAAAAUCCCAAAAGGCUGAGGUGUCCGAAACUGUCUCCGAAAAGAUUACUGAUGAGAAGGCACAAGAAAGCCAAAAGGAGGAGGUUAAGGACUCUGAAGCCAAGCCUAAAAAAGCGAAGGUUUUGGAGAAGAAAUCAAUCGAAGAGGAGAAACUUGAAGACAAGAAAGAAAAACAGACGGAGUCCGCUAUUGAUAACAAAUCCCAAAAGGCUGAGGUGUCCGAAACUGUCUCCGAAAAGAUUACUGAUGAGAAGGAACAAGAAAGCCAAAAGGAGGAGGUUAAGGAAUCUGAAGCUAAGCCCAAGAAAGCGAAGGUUUUGGAGAAGAAAUCAAUCGAAGAGGAGAAACUUGGAGACAAGAAAGAAAAACAGACGGAGUCCGCUAUUGAUAAAAAAUCCCAAAAGGCUGAGGUGUCCGAAACUGUCUCCGAAAAGAUUACUGAUGAGAAGGCACAAGAAAGCCAAAAGGAGGAGGUUAAGGAAUCUGAAGCUAAGCCCAAGAAAGCGAAGGUUUUGGAGAAGAAAUCAAUCGAAGAGGAGAAACUUGGAGACAAGAAAGAAAAACAGACGGAGUCCGCUAUUGAUAAAAAAUCCCAAAAGGCUGAGGUGUCCGAAACUGUCUCCGAAAAGAUUCCUGAUGAGAAGGCACAAGAAAGCCAAAAGGAGGAGGUUAAGGAAUCUGAAGCCAAGCCCAAGAAAGCGAAGAUUUUGGAGAAGAAAUCAAUCGAAGAGGAGAAACUUGGAGACAAGAAAGAAAAACAGACGGAGUCCGCUAUUGAUAAAAAAUCCCAAAAGGCUGAGGUGUCCGAAACUGUCUCCGAAAAGAUUACUGAUGAGACGGCAGAAGAAAGUCAAAAGGAGGAGGUUAAGGAAUCUGAAGCCAAGCCCAAGAAAGCGAAGGUUUUGAAGAAGAAAUCAAUCGAAGAGGAGAAACUUGGAGACAAGAAAGAAAAACAGACGGAGUCCGCUAUUGAUAAAAAAUCCCAAAAGGCUGAGGUGUCCGAAACUGCCCCCGAAAACAUUACUGAUAAGAAGACAAAGGAAAGCAAAAAGGAGGAGGUGUCUGAAGACAAGCCUAAGAAAACGAAGGUUUUGGCGAAGAAACCAAUCGAAGAAGAGACACUGGAUGAAAAGAAGGAAAAACAGACGGAGACCGCUAUCGAUAACAAAUCCCAAAAGGCUCAGGUGUCCGAAACUGCCUCCGAAAAGAUUACUGAUGAGACGGCAGAAGAAAGCCAAAAGGAGGAGGUUAAGGACGCUGAAGCCAAGCCUAAGAAACCUAAGGUUUCAGAGAAGAAAUCAAUCGUAGAAGAGAAAUUGGAUGAAAAGAAAGAAAAGCAGACCGAGACUAAGGAAGUCACUGAUACCAAAUCCCAAACGGCUGAGGUUUCUGAAAUCGUUUCGGAAAAGAUAUCGAAAGAGAACACAGAAGAAAGCCAAAAGGUUGAAGUUAAGGACAAAUCAAAAAAGACGAAGGUCCUGGAGAAUUCAGAUGUUGCCGAGGUUGUUCCCGAAAAAAUAUCUGAAGAGAAGGUUGCUGAAAUAAAAACUCCCGAAUCUAAGGACUCAAAGGCUAAAUCUAAAAAUUCGGCUGCACUGAAGAAGAAAUCAGUUGAUGAAGGUUCAAAGGAGCAAAAACCACAUGGAAUUCCUGCCGAUGAAAAGAGACACGGGGCUAAGGUUCUUGAUUCUGUUCCUGUUAAGAAUGAAGCUGAGAAAACAGAUCAACUUGCAGCAAAGAAACCAAGUGUUCUGGAUGAGGACCUGGUUGUUCCAAAAGGAAAGCCAUAUGAGGCUGAACAAAGUGCAGAUUCUGUUAGCCUGCAAACGUACAAGUCCAUGGACUCGGAGUACAAGGACCGAAAGGAAUCCCGAAGUGCCAAGCGGAAGCCCACUGUUGACAUCCAACUAACCAAUCGAAACACGGCGUCUGGCAGCGACCUCAAGCUGACUUGUGGGCUAUCGGGUCACGAGAUGAAUGUGCAAUGGUUCAAGGAUAACUGCCCCAUCGAGAAUGGUGCCAAGUACAGGAGAACAUUGAACGACGGACUGUCGUGCCUUGAAAUCAAAUCGGCCGAACUGGGUGACUCUGGCAUUUACCGAUGCAUAGCGUCCAAUCAAAAUGGAGAAGUCGAAACUAGCUGUCUUGUGACUAUAUACGAAGCACCUUCAAGUAAAUUUGGCACUCCGCCCAUAUUUACACGCAACAUUAGAGAUGCAUAUCAUUCCCAGGGUAACCAGCUCACAUUGGAGUGCAAGGUAUCUGGCAGUCCCAAGCCACAUAUUUACUGGCAGAGGGAUAACACCCUACUGCCCAUUGAGGGCACCAAGUACCAGUAUGAGGAGCAAAGCGACGGAGUGAAACUCCUGACCAUUAACAACUUUGGCAGCAGUGAUUCCGGCUUGUAUACUUGCUAUGCGGAGAGUGAAAAUGGCCAAAUGAAGAUCAGCAAAUUUGUUCAGUCCUCUGAUUAUGUUAGAGAGAGAAUUGCCGAUAAGAAACCGAUUGACAAGGUCAUCCAGGAGAUCAAACGGGAUGAAUCCUCCAGUGCCGCGGCGAACGACACUGCAGCCGCCAAGGCGAAGGCUCGUGAGGCGAAGUUGCGACUGAAUCUGGAGACCAGCUUAAAGACCAUGACCAUCGGAAGUGGUAAUAAGGCUCAGCUCAUCUGCUAUGUGACUGGCAUCAUCGAGGAUGUUCACUGGCUGAGGAACGAUGAGCGGGUGACGAAGGAUGCCCGCCACAAGAUCUACAACAUAAACGGAGCCAUCAGCCUGGAAAUCUACGAUGCCCGGGUGGAGGACAGUGGCCACUACCGAUGCGUGGUGAAGAACAGCCGGCAGACGGUGGAAAGUGCUGGCCAGCUAAGUGUGCUGGAUCAGUCCACGGGAAAGUUGCCGGAAAGCUUCUCCAGUGGUAUUAUAGAAUCCUACGAUGACCAGCGUAAUGAGAUCGUUCUUAGUUGCCAGGUGAUUGGACGCCCGAGUGUCAGCUGGAUGCGUGAUGACCACUCCAUAUGCAACAACCGGUACAGAACAAUAGAAGAACCAGGUGGUGUAAGAAAGUUGGUAAUACGCAAUCCCAUAUCCUCCGAUUGUGGCAUCUUCGCCUGCUAUGCAGAGCACGAGGAUCGGAUUGACUCCACCAGCAUCACCAUCAAGGCGGCCGAUCUUAAGCGCCUGAUUAACGUCAGUAAGGAGGAGAUUCCAAGCAUCGGCGAUCAUGAGAGCACGCCUUGGUCACGUAGCCAGUCGCAUUUGAGUUCCGGAAGCCAGGUUAACGGCAACGGAGAACUUCAUCGCGCCGGAGAUCGUGUCCUGCGCAGCGUGGGCAAGGGAAAGCCACUCUUCCACACUCUAUUGCACGAUCGCACUGUUUCGGAGGGAGCCAAUCUCCGGCUGCUCUGCGCCGUAUCCGGAGACGAGAAUACCCACAUUGAGUGGUUGAAGAACCACAAACCUCUGCCCAGGAGCGACAAUCGCUAUCAGACACUCUACCUGAAUGGAGAAGCCUCGUUGGAGAUCUUCGCUGCGGUGGCCGAUGAUAGUGGCAACUAUACCUGCUGUGCCACCAACGAUUUUGGAGAGAGUUUAACCCAUGCCCAGCUGCGGGUAUACAAACACUUCAAGGAAGCCCCAUUGCCAAGUACUUUUACGCAGCCAAUCCGAGACACAUAUUCUCUCAACGAGAAUGAGUUGGUUCUGGAUUGCCGCGUACGUGGCCAGCCGCGUCCCGAAAUCCAAUGGAUCAAGGGCACGGAGCCCAUCGAGGCCAGCGAGAAGUUCAAGCUGAGCGAUCAGGCCGAUGGCUAUGCCAAGCUGGUCAUUGUGAAUCCCACAGAGAAGGAUUCGGGCAUCUAUUGGUGUGUGGCCCGCAACGAGGGUGCGGAGAACAAGAUCUCCCAUCAGGUGGACUUCAAGGGACGCCAGCACUACUCGCUGGAGAAGACGCACGGAUUCUUCCAUCGCGAUCCCAACAAGCCGCACUUCCUGCUGCCAUUGGGCAACCAGACGGUCUGCAACGGUGGCACCGUGGCCAUUUCCGCCGAAUUCAUGGAGACCAGCACACCCAUCGAGGUCAAGUGGCUUCGCGAUCGCAGGGUGGUGGAUGGACCCAACGUCAAGGCCCUGGCCGAUCGCGGUGUCUACACGCUGACCAUCAUGAAUGCCGGUCCCGAGGUGGAGGGCACCUAUACCUGCCGCGCCUCCAAUGCCUUUGGUCGCAUCGAAUCCAAUGUCAACGUCGAUGUGGCCGUCGGAGCCGAGAAGGAUGAGCGUCCUCCGCUGUUCCUCUCGCGACCGGACACCGAAAUGAAGAUCGCCGUCGGUGAUCCCUUCUCGCUGUCCUUCCGCAUUGCCGGCGAUCCGAAACCAAAACUGACCUUCAUGAAGGGCACGAAGGACAUUACCCAGUCGGAUCGGGUCAGCAAAGAGGUGUCCGAUGACUACACAAGAUUCUCAGUGCAGCAAGCCCAGAUCUCCGAUUCUGGCACCUACUUCGUGGUAGCCCGCAACAACUUUGGCACCGACAGGAUAUUCGUCACUGUGACGGUAAAUCCGCGCGCUCGAUCCGCAACGCCAACGCAACCACGCUGGGGUCUGCCCCUGGACAGCUAUAGCGACACCUCGUACUUCAGAGAUCCACCGGGUUGCAUUUCCACCGAGCCACUGGUCGUGGAUUCCGGACCCACCCACAUCUCGUUGUCGUGGGGCAAGCCGGUUAGUGCCAACUCUGCUCCGGUGAUGGCCUACAAGGUUGAGGCCUGGGUGGUGGGUCACGAGGGCGGAGCCUACUGGCGAGAGUUGGGUCUAACGCCCAUUAACUCCUUCGACGCCUUCAACCUGAAGCCCAACGUUGAGUACCACUUCCGAGUGACGCCCAAGAACCGAUAUGGCUGGGGACCCACCGUCCAGACCAGCAGUCCUCUCCAAGUGGGCGGCGUCGAGUGCCUGCCGGAGUUCGUCAAGAUCCUGCCGGGACAGGCCAAGGCACUGUUGGGCUCCUCCUUCACGCUGCAGUGCAACAUGCGUGGAGCGCCAAGGCCCCAGGUCACCUGGUUCAAGGAUGGCAUUCAGCUGAGCAGCAGUUCGGAACGCGUCAAGAUCCGGCAGAUCGGUUCGACCUGCGCCCUCACCAUUGCCACCGUCAGCGAACUGGACUCGGGUCGUUACACCUGCGAGGCGACCAACUCGAAGGGCAGGGUUUCCACAUUUGCCCGCCUCCAAGUCGUCUCUGAUUCGAGAAUCUAUGAGGCAGAUUCACGUCUAAAGGAGAUCGCCCAUGGUCGCAACGAAGCCGAUGUCGGUGACUCGCUGCCUAUCUUCACCAUGCGCCUAAGGGAUCGACGCGUCCAGGUGACCUACCCGGUACGACUUACCUGCCAGAUCGUGGGCUAUCCCGUCCCAGAGAUCUUGUGGUACAAGGACGAUGAGCUCAUCCACACUGAUAGAAAGCAUCUGAUCAGCGCCGAGGGACAGUUCUUCACGCUGGAAAUUGCAGCAACCACGCUGGACGACAGCGGCACGUACACCUGCCUGGCGAGGAACGAACUGGGCUCCGUAUCCUGCCACUGCACCCUGGUGGUGGACAAGGGCAUUCGAGCGUACAUCUCACCCGAUUUCUAUGUGCCCCUGGAUCCCUUCUAUAUAUUCCGCGAGGGAUCCGAGAUCCGCCUGUCCACAAAGGUCGAGGCCUAUCCAUCCGUAGGUGUCACCUGGCAUCGCAACGGAAUGCGCCUGCGACCCAGCCGUCGUCUGACCGCUACCUUGGACUCCAAUGGUUAUGUGGAGCUCAUCAUUGCCGAGGCCACGGUGCGCGAUGCAGGCAUCUAUGUGUGCGUUGCAUCCAAUGUCGUGGGUAAAGUGGAGACCAUUUGCCGCGUGGCCAUUGAGGAGGAGGAGAACAAGGCAGUGGCUCCACAACGAUCCCUGGAAAUUCCCAGCAUUAAGACUGAUGAUCUGCCUUAUUCCAAGGAGCCCCUGUUUGUGGUCAAGCCCCGAUCCAGCGAGGCCUACGAGGGUGACAACGUCAUCAUAUUCUGCGAGGUGGUCGGCGAUCCCAAGCCCGAAGUCGUUUGGCUGCGCGAUUUUCUAAAUCCGGAGUACUACAAGGACGCGCCACACUUCCGGCGAAUUGGAGACGGACCCGAGUACAGGCUGGAGAUACCCAGCGCCAAGUUGGAUUUCACCGGCACCUAUUCCGUGAUAGCCAGCAAUUGCCAUGGCGAGGAAAAGGCUGUAAUAUCGCUACAAAUAUUCGCUAAAGAUAUACUCAACAAAAGCCGCAUGGAUAAAGUGCACACGAGACAUGGCAACAUCGAGACCCUUCCCCGAUUCGUUCGCAACUUGCGAAACCUACGCUGUUGCGAUGGGGAUGCGAUAUCGCUGGAAUGCCACGUUGAGGCCGAUCCGGAGCCAUUCAUCAUCUGGGAAAAGGAUGGGCAUGUUGUGCCCAGCGAUCGAGACUACGUGAUGUCCUUCGAUGGGACAAAGGCCACGCUGAGCAUACCGCGCGUGUAUCCGGAGGAUGAGGGCGAGUACACGUGCGUGGCCAAGAACUCGGUGGGCCGCAGUCUCUCCUCCGCCUGCAUUAUUGUGGACGUGCCCGAGGAGAAGGAAAAUAUGCUCAGUCGCCAGCUAGCGCGUCCCAGUGGCCUGCUCUCCGCCCACUCCACGCCCCGUUCCACGCCGAGAUCCACGCCCGCCAGAAGUUUCUCUCCCCUGCGCCUCUCGUACCGCACCAGCAGCAUCGAUCUGUCCGGCGUGGCGGAACGCAGGCGUAGUGAUGCCCGGAAUGCCAUCACGGCGCCCAAGUUUCUCGCCAUUCCCUACAAUCGCGUCGUCGAGGAGGGCGACAGUGUGCGCUUCCAGUGCGCCAUCUCCGGACAUCCCACACCGUGGGCGACAUGGGACAAGGAUGGCCUGAUUGUGACACCCACGCCGCGCAUUGCCGUCAAGGAGAUCGAUGACCUACGCAUCAUAGAGAUCGAUGAGGUGACCUUCGACGAUGCCGGCCUGUAUCGCGUUACGCUGGAGAACGAUUUCGGGCGUAUUGAGGCCACCGCUCGCUUGGACGUCAUCCGCAGCUCCCGCUACUCCAAGUCGCCUUCGGUGCGCAGCGUGCGUGCCUCCUCCUCCCGCCGCAAUGCCCACUUGUACAGGCGCAUCAUGGGUCCAUCCACAGCAAUUGGCGGACGCAUGGCUCUGGCAAGUGGCUAUCGGGGUUCCUCGGUGCCCUCGGUGAGAUUCUAUCACAACGACGUGGAGCUGGAGGCCUCGGAACGAGUUCACAUCCUGCUGCAGGACUCGAUGGCCCUGCUCAUAGUGGACAAUGUGACGCGCGAGGAUGAGGGCCAGUACACCUGCAUCAUAAGCGGCGAACACGAUCCGCUCAUCACUUCCACCACAGUCACCUUCCACGACUCGAAUACGGAGAUUCCCAGACGUUGUGCCGUCAUCACGGAACCACUGCCCGAGAUUACUAAAUCGCUGGAGGGCGAGGUGAUCGAUCUGUGCUGCUCCAUCGAUUGCGAUGAGCCCUACAGCUACGUUUGGUUGCGAAAUGGCGAGAUUCUGCCGGACAGCGAUGAGUUCAAUUACAUUGAUCACGGCAAUGGACGCCUCUGCCUGCGCAUCAACGACGCCUUCGACAUUGACUCCGGCACCUACAGCUGUCAGGUGUUUACCAGCGACAUCAACGACUCCGACUCCGACUACCAUUCGAUCUGCAGCGCCAUCAACAGCGGAUGCGAUUGCAGCAGCAGCGGUGAGCUGUGCGUCCUGGAGCGGGAUCUUCGUGGCCAGGACGAGGAGUGUGUCCAGCUGCUGAAGACGCCACUUCCGGUGGUCUGCGCAUCCGGCGAUGAAGCUCUCUUCUACGCCCGUGUUUUCCCCUGCGAUGCGGAAGCCGACUGGUAUCUCAAUGGCCAGCUUUUAGCCCAGGCGGAUGACUCACUUAACAUGACGUUGGAGUCUUAUCCCGAGAACGGCAUUCGGCUUCUGCGCAUGCGCGACGUGACCGCAUCGAGAAGCGGCGAGAUCUGUCUGCAGGUGAAGCAUCCCCAGGCGGAGUCCCGUCGAAUCCCGACCACACGAACCUACACCAGCCUCCUGGUACUGCCCGCCAUCCGGGGCAACAGCUCCAGUUCCUCGCUGGCGGCCAGAAGCUGCAUUUUGACACGCCCCGAGGACUGCACCGCCCUGAUCGGUGGACAUGUUCGGCUGAGCGUUCGCUACGAGCCAUUCCCGGGCACCAAAGUCAUCUGGUACAAGGCGUGUCAUCCCAUUGUGGAGAGCUCCAAUGUGACGAUCCGGACGACGAGCCAACAGUCGACGCUCUACAUCACGGACAUCUCGGCGGACGACAGCGGCAAGUACACGGUUGAGGUGAUGAACGACUAUGGCGUGGAGGCAGCCGCUGCCUCGGUGGCAGUGGAAGGUCCUCCGGAGCCACCAAGUGGCCAGCCCAGUGUAUCACUGGGUCCAGAUCGCGUGGCAGUGGCCUGGUGUGGUCCACCCUACGACGGUGGCUGUAUGAUCACAGGUUUCAUCAUUGAGAUGCAGACCAUUGGCGAUGAGAACUGCGAUGAGGACAACUGGCAGCAGGUGACCCGAGUGGUGGACAGCUUAGCGUACACCGUCAAGAACCUCCAGCCGCAGAGGCAGUACCGAUUCAGAGUGCGUGCCGAGAAUAUCCACGGACGCAGUGCACCCGGCCAGACCAGCGAACUGGUACAGAUAACCAAUACGCCACAGAGGAGCACAUCCUCUGAUGCCAGCGAUCGUUUUGGACAGGCGACAGUUAGCGUGCAGUCUGGUGGAGAUUUCAAAUCCCGCUUCGAGAUCAUCGAGGAGCUGGGCAAGGGACGAUUUGGCAUCGUUUACAAGGUGCAGGAGCGCGGUCAGCCGGAGCAGCUGCUGGCCGCCAAGGUGAUCAAGUGCAUCAAGUCGCAGGAUCGGCAAAAGGUGCUCGAGGAGAUCUCCAUCAUGCGCGCACUGCAGCAUCCCAAGCUCCUCCAGCUGGCUGCCUCCUUCGAAAGUCCCAGGGAGAUUGUCAUGGUGAUGGAGUACAUCACUGGCGGAGAACUAUUCGAACGUGUGGUGGCUGACGACUUCACCUUGACCGAAAUGGACUGCAUCCUGUUCCUGCGACAGGUUUGCGAUGGCGUGGCCUACAUGCACGGCCAGAGUGUGGUGCAUCUCGAUCUGAAGCCGGAGAACAUAAUGUGCCAUACGCGCACUAGCCACCAGAUCAAGAUCAUUGACUUUGGUCUGGCCCAACGACUGGAUACGAAAGCACCCGUCCGGGUUCUCUUUGGAACCCCCGAGUUUAUACCACCAGAGAUCAUUAGCUACGAGCCCAUAGGUUUCCAGUCCGACAUGUGGAGUGUGGGCGUCAUUUGCUACGUGCUACUCUCGGGUCUGUCGCCUUUCAUGGGCGAUACCGAUGUGGAAACCUUCUCGAAUAUAACUAGAGCGGAUUACGACUACGAUGACGAGGCCUUCGACUGCGUUUCGCAAGAGGCCAAGGAUUUCAUCUCGCAGCUACUGGUCCACCGGAAGGAGGACCGCCUGACCGCCCAGCAAUGCCUGGAGUCCAAGUGGCUGAGCCAACGACCAGACGAUAGUCUCAGCAACAACAAGAUCUGCACGGAUAAGCUGAAGAAGUUCAUCAUUCGGCGCAAGUGGCAGAAAACCGGAAACGCCAUCCGUGCUCUGGGUCGCAUGGCCAAUCUGUCGGUGUCGCGAAGGAACUCAGCCAUUGCCAUGGGAGUACUGAGCAGUCCAAGGCCAUCGAUAUCGGGUCUGGGCAUGCUGACCGCCAGUGCCAUUGGGGGUGGAACCAGCACCCAGAUGACAUCGCUCCACGAAGAAGAGGACGACUUCAGCGGCGAGAUGCCGCCAGUGGAGAAGCGCACCGUUCUCAAGCUGCGAGAUAAAUCCCAGUGCAGUGAACGCAGUGAUUCUGGCUACAGUGAGUGUUCCAACUGCAGUGGAGCCCAGGAGACGCUGCUACUCUCGCUGGCCAAGUCCAAACUGGAGGCUAUAGCGAAGGCGAGCACCUUGCCCACGGUGGUGCACGAUACGGAGCAACCCGUUAGCCUGGAGCUGCCCACCAAGGGCGAGGCCAUCAUGCGCUCCGACUUUACCAACACCAUCAAGAUGCGCAAGAAGUCACUGGAGGACAGCGCUGCGCGGGAGAAGCCCAAGUCCAAGCCCCAGAUCAAGCCGCUCUUGUGUGAGUCCAAGCUGAAGGUGUCCCAGCUGAAGGACAGGUUCCAGGUGUCCCCUGCUCCUGCUUCUGCAUCUGCAUCCGCAUCCGCUGCUAACAAACCUCCGCUUGCCUUUGGGCCCUUCAAAAUAGCCAAGGUGGCGAGUGUGGGACGCAUCAGUAGAACAGAGGAGUCGGGAAGGAGCGGUAGAGGCACACCCAGUGGAUCCGGCAAAGGCAAGCCACCCCAGGUGCGUUCCAUGCCCAGCUCCCCGCUGCCCCAGCGAUCCGCCACGCCGACGCGGCUGAUGAGCCAACGUGUCCGCGAGGCGGCCGAGCGUCUUGCCCAACAGCACACGGUGGCCAGUGCUCAGCGGCACUUGGGCAAUGGGAGGGGCACCGGCACCGGCACUGGCAAUGGCAACAGCAAUGGCAAUGGAAAUGGCAACAUCAAUGGCAAUGGCAAUGGUAAUGGGAACACGGCGGAGACGAAUCGCGAAUCACGCGCGCGACGUCUCAUCAAGCGAUUCAAUAGCGAAACGCAGCAUAUCACGUCCUAGUUUAAGUCGGUUAAAUGCCGACGAGCAUAACUUUAUUACAGAUAAAGCAGAUAUAGCAGAUAUAGCAUUGUUUAGGUAAAAAAUAUAUAUAUACCCCGGAGAAACUCUACGAAACACUCGAAUAUGAAUGCGACUGCGGAUCAGCAUCCCGCCCACCCAGCAUCCUGGAUCGCGGAUCCAUAAUCCACAGACCCGCACACACACCCACUCACAGUAGGAUAUAUAUGUAUGUCUGCAUUCAAGCGGAUGCACUCCCUCCGGUCAGAGGGAACUGUACUUAGGCUAGAGGAAGCUAAGUGUUUAAAUUAUUGUAUCGAUUUAUAUACAUAUUUACCAUACUAAUUAAAGUUAAUGUAACGAAACGCA
This is a messenger RNA of Drosophila mauritiana, 12516 nucleotides long. RefSeq names its product myosin light chain kinase, smooth muscle-like. Gene Ontology annotation, biological process: intracellular signal transduction; positive regulation of apoptotic process; protein phosphorylation. Gene Ontology annotation, molecular function: protein serine/threonine kinase activity; ATP binding; protein binding. Lineage: Eukaryota; Metazoa; Arthropoda; Insecta; Diptera; Drosophilidae. The record is from RefSeq and is a predicted model, not a curated record. Gene Ontology annotation, cellular component: nucleus. The transcript is spliced from 21 exons. Bases 16 to 12150 code for a protein of 4044 amino acids.